Sorex fumeus (smoky shrew) is the source of this 2825-nucleotide messenger RNA. Its product is annotated as KIAA1755 ortholog. The coding region runs from base 114 to 2825 and encodes 903 amino acids. Lineage: Eukaryota; Metazoa; Chordata; Mammalia; Eulipotyphla; Soricidae. The transcript is spliced from 15 exons. The record is from RefSeq and is a predicted model, not a curated record.
CAGCGCGCCCCGGCGCGAGCCAGGCGGGACUGCGCCCCGAGACCCGCACGGACCGACCUACAGACUCCAGACGGAGCCUGGACCCCUGGACAGGAGCCAGGCCCUGCAUCACCAUGGACUCCCUGUCCCUGGACGCGGCCAUCCAGCACGCCCUGGCAGGCCUCUACCCGCCCUUCGAGGCCACGGCCGCCACCGUCCUGGGCCAGGUGUUCCGGCUCCUGGACUCAGACUUCGGGGGUGAUGGGCUGAGUCUGCUGCUGGACUUCCUGAUUCCUGCCAAGCGCCUGUGUGAGCAGGUGCGGGAGGCAGCCUGCGCCCCCUAUGCCCGCCGUGUCUUCCUGCACGAGGGCUGGCCCCUGUGUCUGCACGGCGCCGUGGUGGUGCAUCUGGCCCCCCUCAGCCCCCUCCUGCUGCGUGAGGGCGACUUCUUCCUCCAGGCCGAGCCCCGGGAGGAGCAGUCUGUCUGCCUCGCUGUCAAGUGCCUCUCGGCUGACCUCCGCACAGUGGACACCAGGCCGGUUCCCGAGUCCUCCUACUCGGAGCUGUUCACGCAGGCAUGGCUGGGGGCCCUCGACGGUGCAUCCGAGGGUCGCCAGCUCCGCAGCUGCCUGGUGGCGUCUGGAACUGGGGUCGCCCGGGUGCCCUGGACCAAGAUCACCAGCCCAGAGUUUGUGGACAACGAACCCCCUGUGGAGAAUGUCCCCUCCUCCCCGGCCUGGAGUUCCCUUCAACUCGAGGCUCUGGACCUGAGCAACCCCCGAGAGCUGGUCCAGGCUCGGACCCCAGACUGCCAGGUGCGGCCAGCCAGGAGCAUUUGCCCAGCUGGAACAACUCAGACGCAAACAUCUGGCCCAGAUGCUGACUCAGGCCCACCGCUCUGGGAAAAGGCUGGUGUGCCAGAAGCUUCCGCAGGCCCUCUGGGAAGAGGCCCCCCUCUGGACCUGCAGCCACCGGGGUCCGAGCUUGGCAUUAAGGCUCUGAGUGCGGAGAUCCUGAGCUCACGGAUAGCAUGCCUGCCAGGUGGCCGGGACCGGCAGGGGCGGCCCCUACUGCUCAUCUCUGCCAUGGCCGGAGCCUGGGAUGCGCCAUGGUGCACUGUGUCCGAGGUCACCAAGCUGCUCUCCUACUUGUGCACCGUGCCCAGGCUGCAAGACAAAACCACAGAGCUGGUGUUGGUGAUGGAUGCCAGGAAAGUGCCCCCACCAGCUGGCCUGGUCAGUGCCCUGCAGGCCACCCAGGCGGGGCUCCCAGUGUCCAUCCGGGCUGCGUCCUUGCUCUUCCUGGGGGAGAAAGAGGCUGCGCUGCCGCUGGAGACAUUACCUGACCUGCAGGUGGAGGUGCUGACAUCACUGAAGGCCCUCAGCCGCCACGUGGACCCCAGCCAGCUGCCCCCAGCCCUGGACGGCCCCUUCCCCUACUGGCACAGCGAGUGGGUGCGAUUUUUCCAGAAGCUGGACCCCUUCCUCGCCGACCUCCGCCAGGCCUCCGCCCUGCUCCAGGCUUCCAUCGAGGCGUUUGAGAAGGGCGACCCCCCUGGAAGCGUGCAGGAGGCCUCCUGGCGCCUCAACCAGUCCAAAGAGCGCAUGGAGGAAGUGCUGAGAGAUCCCGGCCUGUGCUCCCUGCAGCGGGAAGGCGGGGCCAUGCUGGCCAGGCUGCAGCAGGAGGCCAGCAGGCUGCCCUUCCACCCCGACAUAAGGAGCCAGAUGGCUGGAGCUGCCGCCCUGUAUGAGCUCGUGGAGGAGCGGCUGCAUGUCCUGGUCACUGUGUCCAACCAGGUCCUGAGGCGGCUGGAGCUCCGAGUGCGCCUGGGCUGCCUCCAGGCCGCCGUCCAUCAGGUCAGCCACUGGAUGGAGCAGGAAGGAAGCCGGUGCCUGCAGGCGCUGAGCCCCGGGGACGGAAGCCUGGAGGCCGUGGAGCGAGCCCAGGCCGAGUUCGAGGACUUCUUCCUGCAGGCUGCGGCCCAGUACCGCCGAGGCCUGGAGCUGUCCAAGCAGGCGGCCCAGCUGGGCGCGGCAGCCCAGGGGCCUGGGGACACGGGCGCGGCGGAGCUCCCGGAGCUGGUGGCCUUGGCUGCAAUGCAGAGCAGCUUCCAGGCCAAGCUGACCCACUUCUACAUGGCAGCCGAGCGGCAGCGCACAGACCUGGACACGCUGCUGAGUCUGCACCGUUUCUGCAAGAAGAUGGCCUGGUUCCACGCGGACUGUCAGGACCUGAUGACGCAGCUCAGGCUGGGCAGGGACCAGAGGGCCAGCCCUGGGGACCAGAGGCGCCUCCACCGCUACCUGCAGCGCCUGGCGUCCGAGUUCCCCGCCGAGAAGCUGGCGGCCGUGGGGCUGCAGGCGGCCUCUCUGAGCUGGGCCCACCUGGGCCAGGAGCUCUGGGCAGAGGCACGGCACACCCACGAGGCCAUCCGAGCCCUCCUGGAGAAGGCGUCGGCCCAUUGCUCCAGCCCCUCGGGGUCCCCAGCCCACUCCGCCCACCCUGAACUCAGAGGGCCAGUGGCCAGGACCCAGGGACGGUGGGGCUUACCCCUCCAGGACAAACUGGGCAUGCAGCGUUCCCCCAAAGCCUGUUGGCUUCCUCGGGCUCCAAGUGGGGGGCAGAGCAGAAAUUUCCGGGCAGGCGCUCCCCCCUGGGAAGCUGGCCAGUGGGCAGAGGCUGACGAGGCCCCUGAGCAUGUCCUGGCCACUCUCCUCUCCUGGCUGCGCCCCCUCAGGCGGGGGCAGGGCCCUCACCCCAUCAGAGGCAGCUCCUCCUCCUCAGGGACAGAAUCCCAGACGUCUCUGGAGGACUCACCCCAGACCAGUCCCCCCGCGUCCCUCUAA